UGGGACUGCACCAAAGAUCGCCUCUCUUCCAGUAAGCGAAGGGAAGACCCCUCCCCCUUCUCUUCUUUUUCUUUUGGACUGGAAGGGAAGAUUUCAAUUCCCCAAAUCACCUGAACGUAUUUUAAUUUAAAUUACGCUACCCGCUGGGCAAUCCCGCGAAGCCGAUGAGUACUGGGCAUCGAUGCAAGCUUGGAGCGAUGGGGAAUGUAAAAUUCUGAGAAUGUGAUGAAAUAUUGCAUCCGAUGGGGAACAAAAUUGCGCGUACAACGCAAGUUUCGGCUUCGGAGUACUAUCUUCAUGACCUGCCCUCCACCUACAAUCUCGUCUUGAAGGAGGUUUUAGGUCGAGGCCGUUUCUUCAAGUCUAUUCAGUGCAAGCAUGAUGAGGGUUUGGUUCUGGUCAAGGUCUAUUUCAAGCGUGGCGACUUCAUCGAUCUCAGAGAGUACGAACGGCGUCUGAGUCAGAUUAGGGACAUUUUCCGUGGCAUUGAGCACCCUCACGUUUGGCCCUUUCAGUUUUGGCAAGAAACAGACAAAGCAGCAUAUCUCUUGAGGCAAUAUUUCUUCCAUAAUCUGCAUGAUCGCCUUAGUACUCGACCUUUUCUCAGUCUUAUUGAGAAGAAAUGGUUGUCUUUUCAGUUGCUCCUAGCCGUGAAACAGAGCCAUGAGAAGGGAGUAUGUCAUGGUGAUAUUAAGUGUGAGAAUGUGCUGAUUACAUCCUGGAGUUGGCUUUACCUUGCGGACUUUGCAUCCUUCAAGCCCACUUACAUCCCAUAUGAUGACCCCUCAGAUUUUUCUUUUUUCUUUGACACUGGUGGAAGAAGGCUCUGUUAUCUAGCACCCGAGAGAUUUUAUGAACAUGGAGGGGAGAUGCAGGUAGUACAGGAUGCUUCAUUAAAGCCAUCUAUGGACAUAUUUGCAGUUGGGUGUGUAAUUGCAGAACUUUUCCUUGAGGGACAGCCACUGUUUGAACUGUCUCAACUUCUUGCGUAUCGCAGAGGACAAUAUGAUCCUAGCCAACAUCUUGAGAAGAUACCGGAUCCUGGAGUCCGGAAAAUGAUUUUGCACAUGAUUCAACUAGAACCAGAGUCACGGUUUUCUGCUGAAAGCUACCUGAAGGAAUAUGCAGCAGUUGUGUUCCCAACCUACUUCUCACCAUUUUUGCAUGAUUUUUACCGCUGCUGGAGUCCUCUUCAUUCAGAUAUGAAGGUUUUGUUAUGUCAAAGUGCUUUCCAGGAGAUACUAAAACAAAUGAUGAACAGUAAAUCAUCUGAUGAGGUGGCUGUUACUUCUGGUGAGCUUUUGGGAGAGGUUGUUGGCAAAGAAAAUGUCAAUUUUAUGAAGGACUCCCUGAUGAAGAGAGAUGAGAUGGGAAAUGGGUUAAUUCCUGAUCACUAUGAGCUUCUUGGUGAUAUCAGUAGCCUGCUGAGGGGUGCUAAGAAUCACAACCAUUUAUCUGGUCCCCGGCAUGUGAUAGGAAAUGCACCCAAUUCUAUCCUUUGUGAGAAUUUAAAAAAUUUGCAGUCUCCUGGUGAGCUCCUUCAAAUUAUCUCCAAUGCAUUCCGAGGAAAUGACCAUCCCUUUCUGAAGAACGUUACAAUGAAUGAUUUGAAUUCGUUGAUGUCUGAUUAUGAUAGUCAAUCGGAUACUUUUGGGAUGCCUUUCUUACCACUACCCAAGGAUAGUAUGAGAUGCGAAGGCAUGGUUUUGAUUACUUCUUUGCUCUGCUCCUGCGUUCGCAAUAUCAAAUUGCCUCACUUGAGGAGGGCAGCUGUGCUCUUGUUGAAGGCCUCUGCAUUAUAUACUGAUGAUGAAGAUCGUUUGCAGCGAGUUAUCCCAUAUGUUAUUGGAAUGCUCUCUGACCCAUCAGCAAUUGUGCGUUGUGCUGCUUUAGAGACUUUGUGUGAUAUUCUGCCCCUUGUCCGAGAUUUUCCACCCAGUGAUGCAAAGAUAUUUCCUGAAUACAUAUUUCCAAUGCUUUCUAUGCUUCCUGAUGAUCCAGAGGAAAGUGUGAGGAUAUGUUAUGCCAGUAAUAUAGCUAAGCUGGCACUUACUGCUUAUGGAUUCUUGAUACACUCAAUAAGUUUGAGUGAGGCAGGCGUACUUGAUGAAUUGAGUUCACCGCAGAAGUCAUUGGUAUCAUCUAGUCAGACUAGUGGAAGGUUGUGCAGGAUAAACGGUGAUGUGCAACUUUUGCAGCUGAGGAAGUCAGUUGCAGAUGUUGUCCAAGAACUUGUUAUGGGUCCGAAGCAAACGCCAAAUAUUAGAAGAGCACUCCUUCAGGACAUUGGGAAGUUGUGUUAUUUCUUUGGUCAGAGGCAUAGUAAUGACUUUCUCUUACCCAUCCUCCCUGCUUUCCUUAAUGAUCGGGAUGAACAAUUACGGUCUGUGUUCUAUGAGAAGAUCGUAUACGUCUGCUUUUUUGUCGGCCAAAGAAGUGUAGAAGAAUAUCUUUUACCUUACAUUGAGCAGGCUUUAAGUGACACAACAGAGGCUGUCAUGGUCAGAGCCUUAGAUUGUUUGACCAGUCUUUGCAAAAGUGUUUUCUUCAGGAAGAGGAUACUGCUUGAAAUGAUAGAGCGUGCAUUUCCUUUGCUAUGUUAUCCUAGCAAAUGGGUGCGUAGAUCAGUGGUCUCAUUCAUUGCUGCUAGCAGUGAGAGCUUGGGUGCAGUAGAUUCUUAUGUUUAUCUUGCUCCUGUUAUACGACCCUUCCUUCGCAGACAGCCUGUAUCUCUAGCUUCUGUGAAAGCCCUUUUUUCGUGUUUAAAGCCUCCUGUCUCGAGACAGGUUUUCCAUGAAGUAUUGGAGAAUUCCAGGAGUUCAGACAUGUUAGAAAGACAAAGAAAGAUAUGGUAUAGUUCAUCAUCACAAUCUAGACUAUGGGAAAUGGAUUUACUGAGAAAAGGAAUAGAUGAGUUGGACUCAUUGAAUAGCUGGCCUGACAAGCAACAAGGUCCUGGGGGUCAACAAUCUGUUGGCACUGGCUUCCCACAGCCAGGGCUAACUGAUUGUGAUCAGGCUGACACAAAGUUGAGAAAUAUGGUGACCUUUAUGCAUAAUGAUUGUAUCGUAUCCCCAAGGACAGAACCUCCUGUCUCGAGACAGGUUUUCCAUGAAGUAUUGGAGAAUUCCAGGAGUUCAGACAUGUUAGAAAGACAAAGAAAGAUAUGGUAUAGUUCAUCAUCACAAUCUAGACUAUGGGAAAUGGAUUUACUGAGAAAAGGAAUAGAUGAGUUGGACUCAUUGAAUAGCUGGCCUGACAAGCAACAAGGUCCUGGGGGUCAACAAUCUGUUGGCACUGGCUUCCCACAGCCAGGGCUAACUGAUUGUGAUCAGGCUGACACAAAGUUGAGAAAUAUGGUGACCUUUAUGCAUAAUGAUUGUAGUAUGAUAGGACAUCGUGAUCCCCAAUGCUUGGAGAAGUUACAGUUCUCUGGAUUGAUGUCACCUCAGGUUAGUUGUAGCAGUUUGCCAUAUGAGAAGUCAUCAAAUGGCAUACCUUUGUAUUCUUUCAGUGUGGAUAGGCGUGCAAUGGGAAUUCCUCCUGCGGCAUCUGAUUCUCCGCUACAAAUGAAUUCUCUAGGCAUCAGUUCAUCCACCAUGCCUUGGGUUAGUCCAGCUAGCAAGUCCUUUAAUUUGGCUAGUUCAGUUCCAGCUCCAAAGUUUGUUUCAGUUUUCAUUGAUCAUAUCUCUAGGGGUCUAGGAAAUGUUGUUGAGAAGUAUUCUGGCGUUGCUGACAUCACAAAGAAGGAUAUAAAGGAAGGUGCCAUCCUCAACCUAUUGAACUACCCUGUGGAUGCUUAUACCAUCAUGUUUAGCACUCAGAACUGUGGUAUUCAUCUAUGGGAUACUAGGUCAAGUUCCAGUUCAUGGACUCAAAAAGUUACUCCUGAGGAGGGAUAUAUUCCUUCUUUGGUAGUAGGGCCUUGUGGUAAUUGGUUUGUAUCAGGGUCAUCCAGGGGCGUGCUUACUCUUUGGGAUCUGAGAUUUCUGAUACCCGUGAACUCUUGGCAGUAUUCCCUUGCUUGCCCUAUAGAAAAGAUGUGCCUCUUCCUUCCACCUCCUAAUGCCUCUUUAUCUUCAACCGUGAGGCCCCUUGUUUAUGUGGCUGCAGGUAGCAAUGAAAUUUCUCUUUGGAAUGCAGAGAAUGGUAGCUGCCACCAGGUAUUGAAAGUGACCAAUUAUGACAGUGAUGCAGAAAAGUCUGAACUGCCUUGGGCCUUGGCUAGACCUUCUAACAAGGGAACUUCUAGACCAGAUUUGAGGCGAAAUGUCAAUCCCAAGUAUAGAGUUGAUGAACUAAAUGAACCUCCUCCCCGUCUUCCUGGUAUUCGUACAUUGCUUCCCUUGCCCGGGGGUGAUUUACUGACGGGGGGUACUGACUUGAGGAUACGUCGAUGGGAUCACUACAGUCCUGACAAAAGUUACUGUAUAUGUGGACCUGACUUGAAAGGAGUGGGGAAUGAUGAUCUGUAUGAAACAAAAUCUAGCUUUGGCGUGCAAAUUGUACAGGAGACAAAGAGGCGUCCUCUUUCAACUAAGUUGACUGCAAAGGCAGUUGUCACGGCUGCUGCCACUGAUCCUGCAGGUUGCCACCGUGAUUCUAUCCUUUCUUUGGCUUCUGUUAAGUUAAACCAGAGACUCUUGUUAUCAAGUAGUAGAGACGGGGCUAUCAAGGUUUGGAAGUAGCUAGACUCAAUUUGGGAUGGUUGUACAUAGGCAUUGUCAAUUCUAGUGGUUAAAAUUGUACAUAAGUUACAGGAGCUAACCCACUUGGUGGAUGUUCAAGCUUCUCUUAAUGCUAUCUGGGAUAUCAAAGUCCCUUGAUCUGUACAGAAGGUAUUAGACAGAGGAGUUAAAUUAAGUCUAGUUUCUCGGGGCUUUGGAAUAUUAUGCUUCAGGAUAUGUAUUUGUGGGCAUGUUGCCUCCGGACUGUGAGCUUUGUAUCACAAAUAAUAAUGAUGGUUAAGCCUAAUUUCAUUCACUAUACACGCAGACCUCUGCGUUUUUAGAAGCUUA
Neltuma alba is the source of this 5018-nucleotide messenger RNA. Its product is annotated as serine/threonine-protein kinase VPS15. The record is from RefSeq and is a predicted model, not a curated record. Lineage: Eukaryota; Viridiplantae; Streptophyta; Magnoliopsida; Fabales; Fabaceae. Gene Ontology annotation, molecular function: protein binding; ATP binding; protein serine/threonine kinase activity. Gene Ontology annotation, cellular component: phosphatidylinositol 3-kinase complex, class III, type I; nucleus-vacuole junction; late endosome. Gene Ontology annotation, biological process: protein phosphorylation; protein targeting to vacuole; autophagy of peroxisome.